AUGCAGGCUCCAGUCGUGGUGAUGAACACCCAGAGUGGUGGUGAAAGGCAAACCGGGAGGAAAGCGCAGCUUUCAAACAUUGCAGCAGCAAAAAUCGUCGCCGACAUUAUCCGAUCAUGCCUGGGCCCCAAGGCUAUGCUCAAGAUGCUGCUCGACCCCAUGGGCGGCAUCGUCCUUACCAACGACGGCCACGCCAUCCUGCGAGAGAUCGAGGUAUCGCACCCCGCCGCCAAGAGUAUGAUUGAGCUGAGCCGGACACAAGAUGAGGAGGUCGGUGAUGGCACAACAUCCGUCAUCAUCCUCGGCGGUGAGAUUCUGGCCCAAGCCCUGCCCCAGCUCGAGCGCAACAUCCACCCUGUCGUUAUCAUCUCGGCCUUCAAGCGUGCUCUCAAGGAUGCCCUGGAGAUCAUCGACGAGAUCUCAACACCGAUAGAUAUCAACGAUGAUGAGGCCAUGUAUCAGCUGAUAUCCUCUUCGAUCGGCACAAAGUUCGUGUCAAGAUGGUCCAAACUCAUGUGCAGCCUCGCGCUGAAGGCAGUCCGCACCGUGACGUGGGAGGCGGGCACUGGAAAGCGGGAGGUGGACAUCAAGCGCUAUGCGCGUAUCGAGAAGGUUCCUGGAGGCGAGAUUGAGGACAGCAAGGUCUUGGACGGUGUCAUGCUCAACAAGGACAUUACGCAUCCCAAGAUGCGCAGGCGGAUCGAGAACCCCCGCAUAAUACUACUCGACUGCCCUCUCGAGUACAAGAAGGGCGAGUCUCAGACACAGAUUGAGAUCACCAAGGAGGAGGAUUGGAACAGGAUUCUUCAGAUUGAGGAGGAGCAGGUCGAAGCCAUGUGCAAGCACAUCUUGGAGCUCAAGCCCGAUCUGGUGAUUACCGAGAAGGGUGUAUCCGACUUGGCACAGCACUACUUCAUGAAGGCCAAUGUCACCGCUCUGAGGCGUGUGCGCAAGACAGACAACAACCGCAUAGCGAGGGCAACGGGAGCCACGAUUGUGAACCGGGUGGAGGAUCUGCAAGAGUCGGACGUGGGGACGCAAUGCGGCCUCUUCGAGAUCGAGAAGAUCGGCGACGAGUACUUUACCUUCCUGACCAAGUGCAAGACCCCCAAGGCAUGCACAGUGCUUCUCCGCGGCCCGUCAAAAGAUAUCCUCAACGAGAUCGAGCGCAACCUGCAGGAUGCCAUGGGCGUGGCUCGCAACGUCAUGUUCCAUCCGCGCCUGUCACCAGGCGGCGGUGCCACCGAGAUGGCCGUCUCUGUUCGUCUGGGUCAGCUCGCCAAGAGCAUCGAGGGAGUGCAGCAAUGGCCAUACCGCGCGGUGGCCGAGGCGCUCGAGGUCAUCCCCCGCACUCUUGUCCAGAAUGCCGGCGCCAGUCCUGUGCGAGUCCUUACCGAUCUGCGUGCCAAGCAUGCAGAGGGCAAGAGCUCCUGGGGCAUCAACGGCGACACUGGCGGCCUGGCUGACAUGAAGGAGUAUGGCGUCUGGGAGCCCGAGGCCAUCAAAGUGCAGAGCAUGAAGACGGCAAUUGAGGCCGCAUGUCUGCUCCUGAGAGUCGAUGAUAUUUGCAGCGCAAAGAAGGCACAGCCGGGAGUCGGAACUGGUAUGACCGGAGGUGAUGAUUAG
Pyricularia pennisetigena is the source of this 1626-nucleotide messenger RNA. RefSeq lists its product as uncharacterized. Gene Ontology annotation, molecular function: ATP hydrolysis activity; ATP-dependent protein folding chaperone; ATP binding. The transcript is spliced from 4 exons. The coding region runs from base 1 to 1626 and encodes 541 amino acids. The record is from RefSeq and is a predicted model, not a curated record. Lineage: Eukaryota; Fungi; Ascomycota; Sordariomycetes; Magnaporthales; Pyriculariaceae. Gene Ontology annotation, biological process: protein folding. Gene Ontology annotation, cellular component: chaperonin-containing T-complex.